Nanorana parkeri is the source of this 2288-nucleotide messenger RNA. It is a transcript of the gene MICALCL, whose product is annotated as MICAL C-terminal like. The record is from RefSeq and is a predicted model, not a curated record. The transcript has 12 exons. Lineage: Eukaryota; Metazoa; Chordata; Amphibia; Anura; Dicroglossidae. The coding region runs from base 1 to 2283 and encodes 760 amino acids.
AUGGGACGUUGGCUUCCCUACACCAUGGGACGUUGGCUUCCCUACAUCAUGGGACAUUGGCUUCGAUACAUCAUGGGACACGAGCCAAUUUCCCCCAAGAAGUCCAGGAGUGACUCUGCGUUCAGCGUUUUUAAAAGGAGGAACUCGUCUGUCUCCACGGAGUGGAAGUCCGUCAGGAUCGGCCCCGAGCAAGAGACGGCGGAGAAUAACCUGACGGCCGUGCGUGUGAUGGUGCUAAGUGACGAGAGCAGCUCGGACAUGGAGAGUGGCCCUCAGGAGAAUCAUGGAAGGAUUCAUCGCAGGAGACUCUCAUCAAAGAAAAAAGAGAGAUCCUCUGAGACCGAGAAAGAUGCCAGGGACAGCCCAGGACACCCAUCUAAAGCUGUCGAUGCACUUAACCGGGCCAGCAACCAUCCGUCCGUCUCUUCCAACAAAACUCACCGCUGGAGGAAGAAGAUUCAGUCAACUUUCCCGCUUCUGAUUGGUCGAAGAUCAUCUCAAGUGGGCAGAGAUGGCACCAGAGCUCUGAGUUCUGCAGACGAUGAGGUGUUCAACAAUAAUCCUCCAGAACAUUUCGUCCAGGCUCACCUUGCUGGCCAGAGAUACGAAGCUACCGAGGAAGAUUGUCCGGCCAUUCCUUCUUAUAUUCCUCAUUACAAAGCUCUGUCCGGCAAUAAUGUGGCCCCAAAACACAGUGACCAUGGGGCACCUAGGACUUUGAAUUCAAAUUCCACUUAUCAGUAUUCCUACACCCCAUCCAAUAAUUACAGCACUCAUUAUCCACCUUCGGAGUAUCUCAGUGACCACAGUGAUGUUUUUGAAAAAGAAGAGAGGAAAGACAAACGCAACGAGCAAGACCCAACACAUCGUGAGCCAAACAACCCGGCAAACCCAACAUUAAAAAAGUUAGUCCUUUCCAACGAGGAAAAAUCAAAACUUCUGGACUGGAAUUCGACGAACCCUAGGCCACCUCCAACCAAAGACGUACACGAGCAAGCCUCUUACGUCAACCACGAUCCAGGUGGGGAGGUGGAGAGCAAGCCAAAGUCGGCGUUCUCCAUCUUGUCCAACGCCAUAAAGAGGUCCUUCUUGCGUUCGGUCGGCUCUGCUCCCGAGAGCCCAAAACCAGUUUCAGCUGCUAAACCCAAGCCGGUAUCGUCGACAAAUGUUUUCGACAUUUCCGGUACUUUCUUCAGAAGGAGCCGUAGCAGUUCGGAAACCCAGCCCAACCUUAACGAUACCGAAAUGAACUAUAUGUCCUACCAGUCCUCCGCAUCUCGGGGUGAUUUCAGACCUUCUAAUGAAGGCCCUUCUUGGAAUUCUUUACAGCGAUCAAACGUUUCUUCUAAAUUGGAGGACAUGCCAAAAAUGUUGGAACGGUUCACCCUCAAAGAGAACCCCCAAACCAGUGAGAAUUCAGAUCUACCUUUCCGGAACAGAAAAGGCUCCAUUUUUUCAUCUUUGAGACUGAUAACCAGGCCCUCCGAAAAUACUCCAACUGCAUCUUCCAAUGAUGCUUGGUAUGUACCGUGGGGACUUAGCAGGAAGGCAAAUGAAAAAGAAGUGGAAGAGAGACCUCGGGCCAACUCCAUGGCUGCUCCACGUCUGCUGUCUGUUCAUCAGUCAGAAAUGAAAAACAGAGUGACAAAAAGUGAGAAUUUCUCAAGCUCUUCCGAUGAAGAUAUCUCAUAUGGACCAUCCUCGUCGUUCAAGAACCCCCCGACUUCCAAGCAGCAAAGGAGGAUGGAGAGAGAAGCCAGACUGAGGGCCAAACAAGAAGAGCUGAAGAGACUGCACAAGGCUCAGACAAUACAGCGUCAGCUACAAGAGACAGAAGAGAAGCACCGGGCUCUUGAGAUCCAAGGUAUCAGGUUGGAGAAAGCUCUUCGAGGAGAAGCGGACGCCGGCGCCCAGGACGAGACUCAGCUCCUCCAAGAGUGGAUGCAGCUCGCCGUAGAAAAUAAUAAAUUGAAUCGUUACGAGUCAGAGCUACUGUGCGUAGCCAAAGAGCUGGACCUGGAGGAUCAGCAAGGGCGACUUGAGCAACAGCUGCGGGAGAGGAUGCUGAUUGAAUCGUCUCUGAAAGACGAAGAGGACGUGGCCGAGGAGGAGGCGAUCUUCGCCGAGAUGAUGAGGGUCAUCGAACAAAGAGAUCAAAUGGUGGCCCGCACCGAAGAGCAGAGACUGAGGGCAGCCGCGGAGGAGGCCGACCGCCUCGCAAACCCCUUUUCAAGGGGCCACCAGCUGAACCCCGGAGUCACAGGCAACGGAAGGAUUAUAUAGCCACA